Messenger RNA from Drosophila obscura, 2770 nucleotides. Its product is annotated as endoplasmic reticulum metallopeptidase 1-like. Gene Ontology annotation, biological process: proteolysis. Gene Ontology annotation, molecular function: metalloexopeptidase activity. The record is from RefSeq and is a predicted model, not a curated record. The transcript has 12 exons. NCBI's taxonomy places the organism in Eukaryota, Metazoa, Arthropoda, Insecta, Diptera, Drosophilidae. The coding region runs from base 100 to 2739 and encodes 879 amino acids.
ACGGCCGGACGUCGAAAGGGUUUGUUCCACUUGGCUCCCAUCAGCAAUCUCUCGCUCUCGCUCUCGCUCUCGCUCUCUCUCUCUCUCUCUGCAUAAAUAAUGGAAAAAAAGACUGAUAAAGACAGCUCCUGCGACAUUGCGCUCGUGAAACUUCUCUCGGGGCCAGCCGGAAGCUCACGCAGACGCAGACUGCCCUGGUACUAUGCGCCCUCCUUUCUGCUCCUUUGGGUGGCGCUCUUCUAUGCCAUUGUGAUCCCGCUCUACAACCGACUGCCAGACAGAGUGACUGUGGCCGACGAGGCCGACAAGCCCGGACAGUUUGUGGCGGAGCGAGCCCAGCGGCAGCUGCUCGACUUCGAUCGCAUCGGACCCAAGGUCGUCGGCAGCAUUGCCAAUGAGGUGACAACGGUCGCCUUUCUGGUGAACGAAGCGGAAAAGAUUCGUGCCGAAAUGCGCAGCGAUCUGUACGAGCUGGAGGUGGAUGUCCAAUCGCCGUCGGGCGGCUACGUAUUCGUCGACAUGGUGAACAUGUAUCAGGGCAUCCAGAAUGUGGUCGUGAAGCUGAGCGCCAAGAGCUCCCCGAGCGAAUCCUAUCUCCUGCUCAACAGUCACUUCGACUCGAAGCCAAGCAGUCCGGGUUCCGGCGACGAUGGCACCAUGGUGGUGGUCAUGCUGGAGGUGCUGCGCCAAAUGGCCAUAUCGGAGACGCCCUUCGAACAUCCCAUUGUAUUCCUGUUCAACGGCGCCGAGGAGAAUCCCCUGCAGGGCUCUCACGGCUUCAUCACCUAUCACGAGUGGGCCAAGAACGUCAAGGCAUUCAUCAACCUGGAAGUGGGCGGCAGUGGGGGGCGUGAUCUGCUGUUCCAGAGCGGACCCAACCACCCGUGGCUGAUGAAGUACUACAGGCAGCAUGCCUUGCACCCCUUUGCCACCACCAUGGCUGAGGAGAUCUUCCAGAGUGGAAUUUUGCCCUCUGAUUCAGAUUUUCGAAUUUUCCGGGACUUUGGAGGUGUUCCCGGCCUCGACAUUGCCCAAGUGGACAACGGAUACGUGUACCACACCGUCUUCGACACCUUCGAGGCCGUUCCCGGACGCUCUGUGCAGAACACCGGCGAAAACAUCCUAGCCCUGGUGCGCGCCUUCACCAAUGCCACCGAGAUGAACAACCCAGAGGAAUACGAGGAGGGACAUGCCGUCUUCUUUGACUUUUUGGGUCUCUUUUUUGUGUAUUACACCGAGACCACUGGCAUAAUCCUGAACUGCGUCAUUGCCGUGAUCAGCCUGCUGCUGGUGGGAGUUUCCCUGUGGAGAAUGGCCCGCGUGUCUGAGGUGACAGCUGGUCAGAUAUCCAUUUGGUUCGGCAUCAUUCUGGGGCUCCAUGUGGUGGGUUUCGCGCUCUGCCUGGGCCUGCCCCUGCUCAUGGCCGUGCUGUUCGAUGCCGGGGAUCGGUCGUUGACGUACUUCAGCAACAACUGGCUGGUGAUUGGCCUCUACGUGUGCCCGGCAGUCAUUGGUCUGGUGCUCCCCCUCACCCUCUACUACACACUCAAGCCAAAUGGACAGUUGAGCCACGCCUACCAUCUGCACAUCAGUUUGCACGCUCAUUGCGUGAUCCUGGCCUUCUUGGCCAUCAUCCUGACCGCCGUUAGCCUGCGCACUCCGUACCUGUGCAUGAUGUCGAUGAUGUUCUACUCGGCCGCGCUGCUGGUGAACCUGUUGAGUACUCUGCAUGAGCGUGGCUACUACUGGGCCAUUACCGUGCAGAGUCUGCAGCUGCUGCCGUUCUGCUACUUGUGCUAUCUGUUCUACACCUUCCUGGUGAUAUUCUUUCCUGUUUUGGGCCGCAAUAACAGCGGCACCAAUCCCGAUCUGAUCAUCGCCCUUUUCUGUGCGCUGUGCACCUUCUUUGCCCUGGGCUUUGUGGUACAAUUGAUCAACAUGUUCCGCUGGCCCAAGCUCAUAUUGCUCGGCCUGGGCGUGGUCACCUUCAUAUUCUGCAUGAUCGCUGUCUCGGAUGUUGGGUUUCCCUACCGCCCCAAGACCAAUGUGAUGCGGGUGAACUUCCUGCACACACGCCGCAUCUUCUAUGAGUUCGAUGGCUCCGUGAGUCACAGCGAUUCUGGCUAUUACUUCGACUAUCAGGACCGGCGAGAGCUGACUCCGCUGAAGGACUCCACCGUCAAUCUAACCGGUCUGGCCCGCGUGGAGCCCGACUGCGACAAGUACGUGAUGUGCGGCAUCCCGUGCUUCUACUACAGCUGGUGCAGUCAGCGCACGCGGGCGGGCUGGCUGCCCCGCGAGACGGAAGUGGUUAUGCCCGGGGUGGAGCUUAAGUUUGAGCUGCUGGGCAGGACGGUCUCAGAGUCGGGCCGAACGGUGCGUUUCGACUACGAACUGUCGGGGCCGCCACACAUGAAUGUGUUUGUCCAGCCGCUGGGCGGGGCAAAGGUUGAGGACUGGUCCUUUGUCCGAACGAUGCUGGACGAACCGGAAGAGUUCUCGGCACCGUACCAGAUAUUCUUCUCCUACGGAAAGGACGACACGCCAUUGAAAUUUUACAUCGAAUUAUCGAAAUCCGAUGGAGAUUUUGAUGGUCCCACCCUCGAGCUGGGGAUUGUGGGUCACUACGUGAGCUACGAUUAUGCGAGGGAUGCAGAGGCUUCGCAGUUCAUCAAAGACUUUCCCGACUAUGUCCAUGUCAUGGAGUGGCCAUCGAUAUUUAAGCGUUAUAUAUACUAGAAUUACUAUAGCUAUAAGUGAGCCCAUACCC